Molecule: messenger RNA, 1041 nt
Organism: Durusdinium trenchii
Lineage: Eukaryota; Dinophyceae; Suessiales; Symbiodiniaceae
Source: the annotation of a GenBank genome assembly
AUAGAUCGAGCUAACUACUGGAAAGGUAUUUUGGGACUGCACAGGGAGGGGGGUGAUGUUGAACAUAGGGGGGCAUACAUGAUUGGGUUAGGAAACUGCACCCCUGCUCACCCCAGGUAGGUAGACGAUUCCCACUAUUUUUGGUUGUUCAACUUGUCACUCUUCAACAGCAGGAUAUUUCAAAUUGGCAUGUGGGGUUGGGUUCACACAUGAAGCCACCAGAGACAGAGCCUCGUUGCAGCCCAUUUGGACUCAAGUGCCAAGCUGAGCCUUGUCCCACUCAGGUGCUUUUUGUUUUUGUCUUGCAAUGAGCCUGAACCGAGCAUGGUCUUUGGUGCUCUUGCCCGUGCUGGUGGGUGCGAGUGAAGCAGCAGGUGCCAACGUGACCGUGUCAAAUGCAACGAGCAAUCAGAUCGCUUCUGGGUGGACCAACUGGGUCUUUUGCAGCUGCGGUGUCACUUGUGCGAACUCCUCUUGGCCCAUGUUGUCGAUGUUCAUGGGCCAGUCCUGUGAGUGUACUCCUUGUCCGGGAAGUCCAGGGAAGCGUUUGAGAGGAAGUGCCCACCAGGGUCACCAUGGUGAAACACCUGUGGACCAUCCCGCGGACACCAGCUUUGCAAGCUUCGUGGGCCCCCACGACCUGUGGGACGCCACCGGCCCACACGACGCGACCAGCACGGCGCUCUACUGCCGAUGCGGCAGGAAAUGCGAUCUGGGGGGAUACGUCCCCGCCAUGGCGACGGGGAUCGGUGGAGGCCUCAGCUACGCGUAUCGUUGCUAUCGCUUCAGCUGCUUGCCAUGCCGAUGAAGGCCGUACCUGAGAGCUGUACAGUCAGCCGCUGAUGGCUGAGGGCCUGACCUCGCAUGCGACGGCUCGUGUGCAUGUGUUGUUGAGGUCACGCGUCGCGCUCUGCGACGUGGAGGUGGGAAUUUGUUUGGAGCUGUGUGGAAGCACAGCAUGUACAGAGGUGAGGCUGUCUUGUCCAACGCCAGAAUGUCGCGCAUCAUGGACUUGAUAAAAAGGACAAACCGCAGCCGAUA